UAGAGACAAAUUUACAACCACUUGUUUCACUAUAGAAAAAUUUAUUAUUCAAAUCGGGUCAGGACUUCUGGCCCACCCUUUAUAGGUGUGCGCUAACAUCUAUCCUUUAUUCAGUCAAGGUACAAAAACUACUAGAACUAGUCACUAUAGUCAACGUGAAACUAGUAGAAAGUAGCGCUUACUUGCAGAAAUUUUAGUUGUAGAAUAUCUCGACCUCUUUAUUCUGCUCUCUUAUGACUGGCUAAUCCAUGAAAUAUCUAAUAGACUUUUUUCCAUGUUUGUUUUAGACCACAUAUUGUAUAUUAUAUGCAAAUGCUUAUGGCCUGUACGGUGUAUACAAAUAGUACCAAAAAAAGCUGAGAUUUUUAUACUCAUCACUUGUUAUUAUUUUCGGUUCCACUGUAAUGAAUCUUUUAGCCAGUGAGAACUGUCGUUUUACUUAGUGUAGAAAAUGAAUGAACCUUAUUCGCUUAUAUUUAAAUUGAAGUUGUGACUGUUGUUGUGGUUCUACAUCUUGUUAGUCAUUCUCUAUAUCUUAAUCUAUAAAACCAGUCUGGCUCAACUCUUCUUGUUGUUGUUUUGUUUGUUUCCUUCAUUUUUAUAUUUACCUGUUUGGUGUUAAGCAAUUGAUAAAUGAGUGAUCGAACUGAUUCACCCGAUUCCUCCUUUAACAAUCAUCGUUACUUGGUGAAACUAAGAGGUUUACCUUAUACAACAACUAAAGAUACUAUUCGAAAAUUCCUUGACCGUACGUAUAUAAUAAAACUAUUUUUUUACAUUAAAUUCUUUGUUACUUAUAGCAUAUGCCCAUAGUGUUGAAAAGUGAUUCUCAGCUUAAAAUAUUUUAUGUCUGUUUCUUGUACAUUUAGCGUGUCAUAUUCACAAUGGUGAUAGUGGUAUUCAUAUGUUAACUAUAAAUGAUGGUCGAUCAUCUGGAGAAUGUUUUGUUGCUUUGGAAUCUGAGUAUGAUGUUAAAACAGCUUUAUCAAAAUCAAGAGAACAUAUUGGAAAACGAUAUAUAGAGGUAUUUCGUGCAAAGGAUUCCGAAUACAACUUUUAUGUCAAAAACAAUGGUCUUGUAUCCUGGCGAGAACCAGUUAUUCGAAUGUCUGGUUUACCAUACCGUUGUUCAAUAUCGGAUAUACAAAAAUUUUUUGAUGGUUUGGAAAUAUCUAAAAAUGGUGUAUAUAUCGUCCGCGAUUUUGAUGAACGUGCUAUUGGCGACGGUUAUGUAGCCUUCGCAAACAUGGACAAUGCUUAUGAGGCUAUGGAAUUAAAUCAAAAACAAAUUGGACAUAGAUACAUCGAAUUAUAUCCAAGUACUUAUAAAGAAGUACGCCAGCGUAUAGCCAGUGACGCCAGUAAACAAUCAGAUCGAUUUAGUGGUUUAAACGAUACAAAAGGCAGAGGAGGGCAGUCAAAACGACAUCAUUCAUCAAGAUCAAGAUCAAGAAGUCCAACUGAUCGUCGUUCACCUGUCUCAACUCGUCUACCUGCGCAUUCUUGUAGUCGCAGUCGUAGCCGCGAUCGACGUAGUUCUUCUGUAUCAAAUAAAUAUACAGUCAAAAUGCGUGGACUUCCUUAUCGGGCGACUGAAGAAAAUAUACGAAAAUUUUUUUCUCCUUCGUGUGAACCAUCUUCUGUGGAAAUUUUAUAUCAUCGUCAAUCAAAUCUUCCAAAUGGUGAUGCGUUUGCACACUUUGACACCUAUGAAGAUGCCAAAAGAGCAUUAAAAUUUGAUAAGAAAUAUAUGGGUAGUCGUUAUAUUGAACUAUAUUUUGAAUCAUCUGGUACAAAUGAGCGUCCAUCUCGCGAGCGUCAUCGAUCACACUCUCACGAUCAACGAAAUAGUAGAAACGAGAGGAAUAAUUAUGAUGUGAAUGCUUCAAAUAGUGGUGGUCAUCAGGUAAUGAAUGGUGAUUCUUCUCAGCAAGGUAUCGGCGGCGGCGCAAGUAGUCAACAAAUUUCUACAACCGUUUCGACUGGACGUGUUCAAAAUAAUAAUGGUUUAAAAGCAAAACGUUUUCAAAGAAACAAUCUAAAUCGAUUUGAUCCAACAGGACAGCAACAAUAUGGGCAGCAGAGAGCUAAUGUAGGAGGAGGAGGAGGUGCAGGAGGAGCAGGAGGAGGAGCAGGAGGAGCAGGAGGAGCAGGAGGAUGGCCACAACAAGGUGGAUAUGAUCCAUAUACACAACAGCAAGGAUAUGGAAUGCAAGCAUCAAUGGGUUAUGGAGGUUAUCCUACAGAUCCAUAUUAUAAUCAACAACAAGCUUAUAAUCAAGCAGCAGCCAUGUAUGGACAACCCACUUAUACUGAUCCAGCAGUGGCCAUGUACUCACAACAACAACCACAGCCGUUAGUGCCCAAUUCGAUGGGCGGAGCUAUUCCACCUGAAUCACCAAAAGGCGGUCAUGUUGUUUAUGUUUAUGGUAUUGGACAACGGGCAACACAAACAGAAUUACAAAUGUUAUUUGAACAAUUUGGACGUGUUCUUCGUGUAGAUGUGAUUAUUGAUUUUAAUACUAGUUUGUGUAAAGGAUAUGCAUUCGUUGCCAUGGAACGUUAUCAAGAUGCACAGGCCGCUAUACAAAAUUUAAAUCGAAUGCCGUUUCAUGGUAGACAAUUACAGGUUAGGUUUAAAACAACAACAUAA
Messenger RNA from Didymodactylos carnosus, 2653 nucleotides. NCBI's taxonomy places the organism in Eukaryota, Metazoa, Rotifera, Eurotatoria, Philodinida, Philodinidae. The record is from the annotation of a GenBank genome assembly.